CUGUAACGGUCACCUCUUCUACAGAAUUCUCGCAUUUAAGGAAAAAAAGAAAGAAGAUGGACGGUUAUACGCCACGUGUCACUUCUUCUUUCUAAAACAUUCUUCGCGCAUUACGUGCCCGUGCACGAUAAGUCAACUAAAAAUCCCUUACAAAAAUCCAAUUUCCCCUUCUCUUUCCACAAAAUUACACAAACUGCCACUGUUGUUAGCCCCAACAAUGGCUACUCUCUCCCUCCAACCUCACUACUCGCCUCUCCGAUUCCGUAGAUUCCAUCUCAGUGGUUUCAAUCUCAAAGCUGUGCCGAGAUUUUCCCGCCAAAUUUACGGGAAAAGAGUUAGGGUUUCGACGAGUAUUUCGAGAGGAAAUGCGAAGAUUAGAGGAAGAUUUGGAGGGUUGUCGGUUUCUUGUUUCUCUAAAAUGGAUGCUGAGAUUGAGAAGGUUUCAUCGGAAGAGAAAGAAGAAGAAGAAGAGCGGCCUCCUUUUGAUAUCAAUCUUGCUGUUAUUCUUGCUGGUUUUGCUUUUGAAGCUUAUACAACUCCGCCUGAAAAUAUAGGGAGGCGUGAAAUUGAUGCUGCAGAUUGUAAGACUGUUUAUCUCUCAGGGUCAUUUGUACGAGAGAUUUAUGAUGGCCAAUUGUUUAUAAAGUUAAAAAAGGGUUUUGAUUUCCCUGCUAUGGACCCAUGGGGAACUAGUGAUCCAUAUGUUGUAAUGCAAUUGGAUGGUCAAGUUGUCAAAAGCAAGACUAAAUGGGGGACAAAGGAGCCAACGUGGAAUGAGGACCUCACCUUUAAUAUUAAACUUCCCCCUUCGAAAUAUAUUCAGGUUGCUGCUUGGGAUGCAAACCUUGUGACUCCUCAUAAGCGCAUGGGAAAUGCAGGCAUUAGUCUAGAAAACAUCUGUGAUGGAAACUUGCAUGAAGUGCUGGUGGAGUUGGAAGGAAUGGGAGGUGGAGGCAGGUUGCAGCUUGAGGUUAAGUAUAAGAGUUUUGAAGAGAUUGAGGAAGAAAAAAUUUGGUGGAAACUCCCCUUUGUUUCAGAAUUUCUUCGGAGAAAUGGAUUUGACUCUGCUCUAAAAAUGUUUGUUGGUAGUGAGUCUGUGUCUGCACGGCAGUUUGUGGAAUAUGCCUUCGGACAGUUAAAGUCUUUCAAUGAUGCAAAUUUUUUGAAGGAGCGUUUGUUAAAUGGUAAUAAGAUUGGGGUUGAAGGUGUCAGGAAUUCCAAUGAUUCUUCUGUGUCAGAGAUGUCUUUCUCACAUGUGGAAAGUAGUCCAGAAGCCACUUUUAGUGACACUAGUAACAACAGUGAGAAUAAUUCAGAGGAGUUCCAAUUGGAUAAUUCUGGCAUGGCUAAUGGGCAGAACGCUAAACCAGUAGCACAAAUUGGUAAUAUGCAGUUUGAUAAUUACUUCUGGAAGAACGUUGCAGAUGUUAUCAAUCAAAAUGUUGUUCAGAAACUUGGAGUUCCUAUUCCAGAGAAAUUAAAGUGGGAUGGAUUUGACUUGUUAAACAAAAUUGGCCUGCAGUCCCAAGAAAUUGCAGAAGCAAAAUAUAUUGAAUCUGGGCUUGCAACUCCAGAUUAUCAAGAUACUCAAGGUGAUAAUGUACCUGAAUCUGGGUCUGCAACUCGUGAAGAUCCGGAAAAUAAGAACGAUAAAGCGAUUGGACCACUUACCAUUAACACUAUACAAUCUUCUCUUCCAGACAUAAAGAAGGCAACGCAGGAUUUACUAAGACAGACAGAUUCCAUUUUAGGAGCAUUAAUGGUGUUGACUGCUGCAGUUUCUCAGUCCAAGAAGGAAGGACAGGAGAAUGAAAAUAAAGAAGACUUCUCUACUAAUGUGGAAACCAGUGUCUCUAGGUACAGUGGUGGUGAGAAGCUCCCUAGAACACUGGAUGGUUCAGUAUUAAAUGAGAAGAAGACUGAAGAAAUGAAAGAACUCUUUUCAACUGCUGAAAGUGCUAUGGAAGCCUGGGCAAUGCUUGCCAGUUCCCUGGGCCAUCCAAGUUUUAUCAAAUCAGAAUUUGAGAAACUCUGUUUUCUGGAUAAUGAAACCACAGAUACCCAGGCUGCAAUUUGGCGUGACUCAGCAAGGAGGCGAUUAGUUGUUGCUUUUAGGGGGACUGAACAAGCAAGAUGGAAGGACUUACGGACGGAUUUAAUGCUUGUUCCUGCUGGGCUAAACCCUGAAAGGAUUGGUGGAGACUUCAAGCAAGAAGUCCAAGUUCAUAGUGGAUUUUUAAGUGCAUAUGAUUCUGUUAGGAUAAGGAUUAUCUCCCUCAUCAAGGCAUCAAUCGGAUAUAUAGAUGAACUUUUGGAGCCACAGCACAGAUGGCAAGUUUAUGUGACCGGUCAUAGUUUGGGUGGUGCACUAGCUACUCUUCUUGCUCUUGAACUUUCAUCAAGUAAAUUAGCAAAAUGUGGGGCAAUUUCAGUGACUAUGUAUAACUUUGGUUCUCCUAGAGUUGGUAACAGAAGAUUUGCAGAAGUAUAUAAUGAGAAAGUUAAAGAUAGCUGGAGAAUUGUUAACCACAGAGACAUUAUACCUACAGUCCCUCGUUUGAUGGGUUAUUGUCAUGUGGCUCAGCCUGUUUAUCUUGCUGCUGGGGAACUAAAAGAUGCUUUGGAAAAUAUGGAGCUUUGGAAAGAUGGUUAUCAGGGUGAUGUUAUCGGGGAGUACACACCAGAUGUUCUUGUCACUGAAUUUAUGAAAGGAGAAAUGGAACUGAUUGAACAGAUAUUACAAACUGAAAUCAACAUAUUUCGUGCAAUACGCGACGGGAGUGCACUUAUGCAACACAUGGAGGAUUUCUACUACAUCUCACUGCUAGAGACUGUGAGAUCAAAUUACCAAACAGUUGCAAGCUCGAGGAAACUUGAAGAAGGAAGCAGCCAAAGCUGAUAAGACAUUUUUUACAACAAUUAUCAGAAAGUUAUAGCAGACCGCAAUGAAUGGCAUCCUUCAGGUUUUUCCCCUUUCUAAUUAUAUUUAUUGUACAGUGAUCAAUUUUCAUAGAACUAGACUAAGUUGUUUCUCUUCUCUUUUAUAUAUCGUCAGACUUUUUCUUUUUCCCUUUUAUAUAAUGGUUGACUUAAAAUA
Messenger RNA from Gossypium raimondii (Peruvian cotton), 3097 nucleotides. RefSeq lists its product as uncharacterized. The record is from RefSeq and is a predicted model, not a curated record. The coding region runs from base 218 to 2899 and encodes 893 amino acids. Lineage: Eukaryota; Viridiplantae; Streptophyta; Magnoliopsida; Malvales; Malvaceae. Gene Ontology annotation, biological process: lipid metabolic process. The transcript has 18 exons.